AGUUGUGUAUUAUAUUCAGCCAGGUGAAUGCGAUGCUUCCAGGUUUAUUAUAAUAUCAAUGUCAUUAUAAUAUACUGUGUUUGAUGUUGGGCAACUUAAAUUAAACACUAAUCAUGAAAUCAUGUAGGUCAUGUAGUUUAAGGCCACAGCUUAGUGAUGUAAAGCAGAGGGUUUAUUUCACAGGCUUCUCUCAGAUAAAUAAAAAGUACAGCAAUAAUAAUAAUAAUAAUAAUAAUAAUAAUAAAAACAAUGUCCCUCAAUAAUAAAUAAAUAAAUAAAUAAGAGAAGCUACCGUUGAUUCUGAGAGACUUCACUAUGGCCUGAGCUGGUUCUAUGAAUGCUGGAAUUCCGUGAUGCUGGAAUUCUAGAAGUUCUGGUCUUUAAAAAACAGCCCUGUGUGAACGCUCAUCAUCACCAAUUUCUAUGAAGAAAAUUACAGCUCGGACUGAUCAGAUACGAGUUCUGAAAAAGAGAUGAGUGAAGACAUGACACUGUGGGGUGUGCUGAAUGAGAUGCGGUUGAAGGAGGAGCUAUGCGACGUGGUCUUCAGAGUGGACGAGGUGGAAUUCAAGGCCCACAAGAUCAUCCUCUUUGCGCGCUGCCCGUAUUUCAGGAGAUGGAGCAGCUCGGAUCAGACGGUGUACACCUUCACGAAUGUAUCUCCAGACAUCAUGGAGCUUAUAAUCCACUACAUCUAUAAUCAGGACAUUCGAGUCACCACUGACAACGUGCAGGCUGUGCUGGUCAUGGCCAAUUACCUGCUCAUGCGAGACCUUGUUCACGUCUGCUACGACUUCCUGAAGGCACAUCUCAGCCCGGAAAACUGCUUAGGGAUUUGGCAGUACGCCGACACUCACUCUUUCAGCGAGCUGCAGGAUCAGGCCUACGCCUACACGUUGCAUCACUUCGAGGACGUUGUUCGGUCACCGUUCAGUAAGUUCCUGGAGCUGAACAUGGAGCAGCUCGGCGGCAUCCUAGAGAGGGAUGAGCUGAAUGUCAAACAGGAGAAAACAGCAUUCCAAGCUAUAAUCAAGUGGAUCGCGCACGAACCCGACGUCCGAAUGCGGCACAUCGCGAACCUGCUGUUGAAGGUGCGACUGGCUCUGAUAGAUCAAGAAUACUUCCUGGAGAAUAUCAAGACACACCCACUGGUCAGCAGCUCCUUGGAGUGUCAGCCCAUCAUCACCCGCACCAUGAAGACCAUGUUCUACAUUAACAGGGUUGGACACAACACCGGAUGCCCGGAUCCGUUUGCCCGUCCACGGCUCCCGUAUUCCAUCUUGUUCGCCAUCAGCGGCUUCGGCGGCGCAUCUCCUACAAACGUUGUAGAAACCUACAACUCGAGGAUGGACAGCUGGAUGUGCAUCUCCAGCAGAGAAGAAAGAGCUCGAGCCUUUCAUGGCACAGUGUUCCUGGAUGGUUUUGUGUACGUCGUCGGUGGCGUCGAUAUAAAGGAGUCCUUCAACACGGCGAGCAAGUUCAAUCCCCUCGACGGAACCUGGAACGAGGUGGCGCCCAUGCACUUUCGCCGCUGCUUUGUGAGUGUGGCCAUGCUGGAUGGAUACAUCUACGCGAUGGGAGGCUUCGAUGGCGAAGAGUGGCUUAACACGGCUGAACGUUAUCAGCCAAGCACUAACCAGUGGAGCCUCAUCCCAUCCAUGCACGAGGUACGAAGUGACGCCAGUGCGACGACCUUACUGGGUAAGAUCUACAUCUGCGGAGGAUACAACGGAAACGACUGCCUUUUCACAGCCGAGUGUUUCAACCCUUGUUACAAUCAGUGGACACAAAUCGAACCGAUGCGCAUCCAAAGAAGUGGCGUGAGCGUCAUCGCUCUUAACAAUCAAGUGUUUGCAAUCGGGGGUUUUGAUGGAGCCCACCACCUGCGGAGCGUUGAAGCCUACAACCCUCGUACCAACUCCUGGAGAAUGCUUGCCUCCAUGUUUUACAAACGAAGCAACUUUGGCGUCGAGGUGAUGGACGGCCGCUUGUACGUGGUUGGCGGCUACAGCAGUGAAGGCACCACAUGCAACUGCGAGUACUACGACGAAGAGAGCAAUGACUGGCCACACAGAGCUAGUAAUCAAUGGAUUGAUGGAGCACAGCACUGACCAAAACACCAAUAUCGGACAUCUGUCAGACCUACAUGCAUGAGCGCACGUACAGACAACAGUGGUGAGUGCAAACACUACUCCAGCAAAAAAGGUAAACAUAUUCUGUACACACUUUAAGGAACAAACCUGCCAUCCAGAAAGCCAUUUUCAUGAUGGGGAAAGUUAGGAUGUCCUCUGGCAUGUCCUCAGAGUUGGUAUUUACCUUCAUAUUCAGUGUUCCCCUGUCACAAUCCAUUAUACUCACAUUCAAAAAACACUCAAUUAUAGCCCCAGUCCCCAAAAAGUCAAAACUAAAACUACACAAAGGAAUAUUGACCAAUUGCAUUAACUACACUAUAAUGAAGUGCUUUGACAGGAUAACUGAAGACUAUAUGUGCUCGUCACUGCCUGCCACACUGGAGCCACUACAAUUUGCUUACCAUCCUAGUGGGUAUAGUAGGUUUCAUUCAAAAUACUGCUCUAACUCACUGGGACAACAAGGAAGGAUGUUAUGUGUGAAAGCUCUGAAAUGAUUACAGUUUGGCAUUUAACACCAUAGCCCCCUGACAAGCUCAUAACCAAGCUUGCAGAUCUUGGAAUAAACAUCUAACUGUGUGACCGAGCUCUGAACUUCUUGUUAGGCCAGACCUAAGUGUUUAGAGCUGGCAGACACACCUCUCCAACCUUGACCCAAAGCAUGGGACCUGCACAGGGCUGUAUUCUGAGCCCCCUGCUGUACAUCCUUUACACACGACUACACUGCCACUUCCCACUCUGUUUGCUCACAACACAGUAGUGUG
Ictalurus furcatus (blue catfish) is the source of this 2893-nucleotide messenger RNA. Its product is annotated as kelch-like protein 10. Gene Ontology annotation, molecular function: protein binding. The record is from RefSeq and is a predicted model, not a curated record. The coding region runs from base 474 to 2111 and encodes 545 amino acids. The transcript is spliced from 7 exons. NCBI's taxonomy places the organism in Eukaryota, Metazoa, Chordata, Actinopteri, Siluriformes, Ictaluridae.